Messenger RNA from Fulvia fulva, 1035 nucleotides. Its product is annotated as Peroxisomal targeting signal 2 receptor. Gene Ontology annotation, cellular component: peroxisomal matrix; cytosol. The transcript has a single exon. The record is from RefSeq and is a predicted model, not a curated record. NCBI's taxonomy places the organism in Eukaryota, Fungi, Ascomycota, Dothideomycetes, Mycosphaerellales, Mycosphaerellaceae. Bases 1 to 1035 code for a protein of 344 amino acids. Gene Ontology annotation, biological process: protein import into peroxisome matrix. Gene Ontology annotation, molecular function: protein binding.
AUGCUGGAGUUCAGGACCGCGGGCUUCAACCCGUACGCCGUCAAGUACUCCCCCUUCUUCGAUAGCAGACUUGCAGUCAGCGCUGGAGCCAACUUCGGUCUGGUGGGCAAUGGCCGUCUCUUUAUUCUUAACCUGACAGCGAAUGGCAUCGCUUGCGAGAAGUACUUCGAGACACAAGAUUGCCUCUUCGAUCUCGCAUGGUCCGAGCAGCACGAGAACCAGGUCCUGACAGCAGGAGGAGAUGGAAGCAUCAAGCUCUUCGACAUUGGUGUAGGCGAGUUCCCGGUGGCAGGAUGGCAAGAGCACGCAAGAGAAGUCUUCGCAGUACAUUGGAACUUGAUCGAGAAGCAGACGUUCCUGUCAAGCAGUUGGGACGGCUGCGUCAAGAUAUGGACGCCAGAGAGGAAAGAGAGCUUGAUGACGUUGCCAGUGCACUCGUGUGUCUACUCGGCACAGUACAGUCCACAUCACCCUCAGAUCGUGACAUGCGUGUCACGCGACUCUCACAUAAGAGUCUUCGAUCUUCGAAGUAAGCCCAGCGCACAGAACCACCUCCAACUCGCGAUUCCCAUACAUGCGCCGCCGAAAGUACCGAUAGCUGGGCAAAUUCAGCGCAGUCCGGGACCGACAGAGUGCUUGACACACGACUGGAAUAAGUACCGCGACUCUGUUCUUGCUACUGGAGGCGUAGAUGGGGCCAUACGGACCUUCGAUCUACGCAACCCCUCUGGUCCGGUGAAUAUGCUGCCAGGUCACGACUAUGCUGUCCGGAAGCUGAGCUGGAGUCCGCAUUUGAGCGACGUCCUGCUCAGCGCGAGCUACGACAUGACCUGCAGGAUAUGGACAGACGGUAGCAAUGUAGAUCAGGGCGGCGGCGGCGCAGGUCUUGGAAGAGAAAUGGGACGCAUGGACAGGCAUACAGAAUUCGCCAUGGGCGUGGAUUGGUGUCUCUUUGGCGCAGAGGGGUGGUGCUCAACAUGCGCUUGGGAUGAAAGAGUGCUCGUAUGGGACGUCAGAGAGUUUAUGAGGCCUUGA